AUGGCUUCUCCAACAGCGACACCAAUCCCUCUUCUACACACCGACGAAAACGAUUUCGACGCGACUAAGUACUACUUGGAGCUACUCGGCAUGGUCGCGGCCACAAUCACGAUCUUGGUUCUUGUGGUCGGAAUCGCUCCUGCUAUCGCUCGAGGCUUCGUUGAACUGUUCCGCAAGAUUGGAGAGCGCAGAGAGCGUCGUCGGGCCGCGGAGGAUGAGGAGACUGCGAUAGAGCUUGCACCAUGGAACGCAUCGGGCGUUGCGGGUUGGGAAGAGAGUGGGAAUGACCCUACCGCCGAUAGAUACAGCAUCACACGAUCCCCUAUCGCCCUCGUAGGAUGGCCCGAGAGUGUGACUACCGGGAUAUCAACAACAUCAAGUGCUCCCAACACCGAUUACCCAGAGACAGCGGAACCUUGGGAGGAUAUUUGGGCGGUUCUGGCGGUUGUUAUCCUAGGAAUAGCUGUCUCGCUCAUCUUGUUCAUCGGUUAUCUCAUCAUCAGAGCCAAAGUGAGGGCUCUGAAAGAUCGGCGAGACCGACGUCUUCGAGCGGAGACGUAG
Letharia lupina is the source of this 561-nucleotide messenger RNA. RefSeq lists its product as uncharacterized. The coding region runs from base 1 to 561 and encodes 186 amino acids. The record is from RefSeq and is a predicted model, not a curated record. NCBI's taxonomy places the organism in Eukaryota, Fungi, Ascomycota, Lecanoromycetes, Lecanorales, Parmeliaceae. The transcript is spliced from 2 exons.